Cuscuta campestris is the source of this 2820-nucleotide messenger RNA. Lineage: Eukaryota; Viridiplantae; Streptophyta; Magnoliopsida; Solanales; Convolvulaceae. The record is from the annotation of a GenBank genome assembly.
UACAAAACAAGUGGUGACAAGACUAUAUUAUUUUAUCAAAUACCUAAUAAAAAUAAGUAAAAAAAAGUGAUUAAAAUUUGACAGUGUAAAAAGUAAGGAAUAACUCGGGAAGAAUAUUUUAAGACGGGGGAGUAUUAGAAUAACUUCCUAAAUUUAGAUCUUCUACCCCCAUUUGGAAGCCAGAAACGCACGAAUCGAAAGAAAAAAAGAGAGAGAAGAUAUACGGAGUGCAUUCCGCCGGGAGAAGAAGCAAGAACAGCCGCGGAAGGGGGAGAGAACAGGGAGCCGAGCCCUGUUCAACGUUGCCAGCUUUUUGAGCACAAAUAUACGAAGAAGAUGGUUGGAAAUCACUCACUCUUGGGUGUCACAGAGGCUCAAUAUCAAUUUUUAACCCAGCAAUAUCCUCGUGUGGAGAAAUUCCAUGAGAAAUUGGCUAAAAAACAUGCUGCUCUUACAACUAUUCCUAAGAAACUAAUACAUAGGCAUGUCCUUGGAACACCCCUUCUUGAGGUAUUGUGUGUGAAAAUUGUCAACGAUGAUGGGUCUGCCGGAGCUUAUCAAGUGUAUGGUACAAUCGUUCUGAUUGAUGGAGAAGGUGCUGCGUUUAAUCUCUAUGAUCGCGGGGAGGCAGAUGCUGAGACUGUGACUGUGGGUGGUUCCUUGACCCUCGUCAUGCCAAAGGGACGUGCUAUGUGUGCAUCUGGUCGGAUCUACUUGCAGAUCCAACUUAAGGAUGCAACUCAGAGAGCUGUGUUUGCCAAUGGUCUUCACUCUUGGGAUUACGAUAGCAAGGAUGACUAUGAUGUGGUCCAAACCAAGAAAUUCGGAUCUGCCGUCAUGGAAUGCAUCACAUAUCGUCAUGCAGACAUUGCCACUAUUGACAUCAUUUUCGUCAGAGGAACUUCAGGGAGGGAUGAUGGUGAUUUUAGAGGAAGGAUUGCGAAUGGUGGUACUGUAGAAGAGGCUGAUGUCUACGGAGAAGUCAUCGCUCAUUGUUGCAGGAAUUACUCGAUCACUCUUUUCAAGAGAACUGAAAAUGAGUCUGUGAGACUGAGGCUUGGGAGCACGAUCGAAUUGCUGAGACAUGUCGUAGUAGUACCAUCGUGCUCCUCACUUGUAGUUGUUCCAAACUUACGGUAUCUUGAUACCAAGGAAAAUAUUGUUUCUAAAAUUGUGAUGUUUGAUGCCAUACAUGAUAGCUUUGGCUUGGGGGUGCAGAGGGAUGUUGAUGGAGAAAAUGACCAUAUUUGUGUCGAGGUAGAUUGGAGUCAUGCUUAUAUGCAGCCUCAACUGAAAAGAAAGCUGAAAGACACAACCAUAUCAGACUCCGAAGUGCGAAAAAGGGCUCAUUUGGCUUCUCCUGAACAAGAUGUUGCGGACUUGAAUGGUAAUAGGGGCCCACACGCACUCCCUGUACCAGAAUAUUAUGAUGAUGCAAUGGUGGAGGUGUUCUCUGUUACAAUUGGGAGUGCAUUUGAUGAGGAACCUUUUGAGAAUGUGCAUGGAACCAUCAAAUUCAGAAACAAUGAGCGGGUGGAAGAAUUUAUUUUCAACAAGGGUUUGGAAAAUGGGACAAGGGUACUCUCAAACCAACACCUUGAGCUAAUGACACCUAAACGGAGGCUUUUUGGUUCGGAUGUUGUGUUUGAUGUGGACCUGGAAGAUGGAGAUGGUCGUGUAAUCAGUCAUGGGCAUGUGUUUUGGACUGAAGUUACAACUCAGCAGCCCAUCGACUGGUAUGGCAAGCACUUGUGCUCAAUCGUCAGGGGCAACAUUGGGUAUGCAGCGCUCCACUAUAUGCUCAUUCCCAAUGGGGUCCUUGCAACAGUGAGGGUUUGCAUCAAGAGAGGAGGAAGAAACAACCACACCAUCACCCCUCCCCCCUCUGAUAAUGUUCGUGGGAGUAUAUUUGCAGAGUACAGCGAGUGUAAGUAUGCAACCUGGUAUGACAAAGAGCACUACAGGCACAGACUCUUUCAAAGCGAAGUAGACAUGACAAUGCCUUGUUCGGGCCUCUUCGAAGUAGCACUGAAAAAAUCUGCUGUGGUGGUGCCGCGCACUUCUGCUUUGAUAAUUGAUCUGGAUUUGACAUUGGAGGGAACGGGCAGCCCCUCGUCUUUUAGGGGCAGGCUGACGUUCAGUAUUGAAAUGGACCGCGGAAGGGAGCUGAGCAUCAAAGGAAGUUGUGGGAAUGCUAUUGCUGAAGUGAGUGUGCUGUGGAGCGAAGUUAGUCGGGAGAUUUCCACGCCUAAGCAUGGGGACGGCGUGGGGUUCGAUUUAGACUCGGCUCUGGAAAGAUCAAGGGACCAAUUUUUUGCGUUUAGUCUAUACGAUGAUGACUCAGAUUCGGAUCUGUGGUGCAGUCAAUAUUUGGGUAGUCCGGUAACUAUGCAAGUUCUGUCUGAGGGCAUUUAACAAAAAUUUCCCACAUAGUUGAUGCCAUACCCCAAUGUGGGUGGGGCUAGAGGGUCUGUCGGUUCACUUGAGAAUGAUGUUUGGUCCAAAAAAAGGUGGAAUUGCCCACCCCAGGCGCCCCCACCCCCUUGCCCGACAGGAAUGGUGGAGGAUGUAAAUCAUGGUGACUCAGUCGGCCAAGAACGCUAGACCCGUGCCCACCGCGCACAAGGAGCCUCCUCACCCUUUAUGGGAUUUUUGGAUAGCUCCCACACUGCCGCUUGCGGGACUCGAUCCCUGGUCAUCGGUCCAAGAUUUCACGCUCUUGACCAACUGAGCUACCCAUGUGGGCAUGAUGUUGGUUUCGGUUUUUUGGACCGAGAAUGAUGUUUGGUUUAAUCCCCGCAAUUAAUAGUCAUGAUGUUA